AACAGUGUUGCAGAGCGUUCGACCUAUAUGAGUGCGUGUCAUUUUCCCCAUCGAAUUUGUUUGGUGUUUUUGUUAGUCGAAAAUGGACAAACUAAAUGAAAAUGCCCGGGAGCGAAAGCAAAUCAAGCUUGGCGAGAUCGACACUGGUCCAAUUUUAUUGGCCCUUUUGCUGGGCUUCAUUGCAGUAGCAAUCUUUGUGAUUCUGCGGAAGCGCACCGCUGGGCGUAAGGAUUUCCUCCUCACCGGUCUGAGUGAAUCUGGCAAAAGUGCCAUCUUCAUGCAGCUGCUCCACGGCAAAUUUCCGACCACUUUUACUUCGAUCAAGGAGAAUGUUGGAGACUACCAAGCGGGCAGUUCAUCAGUCAGAUUAGUGGACAUUCCCGGACAUUACAGGGUGCGCGACAAGUGCUUCGAGCUGUAUAAACAUCGUGCCAAGGGGAUAGUCUUUGUAGUGGACUCCGUUACUGCCCAAAAGGAUAUCCGUGAUGUGGCAGAUUUCCUCUACACUAUAUUAUCAGAUAGCGCUACACAGCCAUGCUCUGUAUUAAUCCUUUGUAACAAACAAGAUCAAACCACCGCCAAGAGUGCCCAGGUCAUCAAAGCUCUACUGGAGAAAGAGCUUCACACAGUACGCGAUACUAGGAGCCGCAAACUGCAAUCCGUGGGUGAUGAUGAGGCCAACAAACCCAUAACACUGGGCAAGCCAGGACGCAAUUUCGAAUUCUCACACAUCGCACAGAAUAUUCAGUUUGUGGAGGCCUCCGCCAAGGAGCAGGAACUCAAUCCUCUCACCGAUUGGCUGUCUCGCCUCCUGUGAAGUGGAAACACAAAGCUCUCUGACUGAGAAGAAACAGAAGUCCUAAAGGAACGAAUGCAGAACACAAAACAACAUAUUGAUAUUUAUUUUAAUUCUUAGCGCCCUCGUAUAUAUGCCAUGCCUAUAUAUAUCGCUGUUAGAAUAUAAAUCCCUGCAUUGUUAAAUACCCGACACCCCAAGCCUUUGUCUCCUUCCAAUUUCCCCGUCUAAUUUUAAGUUAUUGUGGAAAUUUUUAUACUUUUUAGCAUUAAUUUGUCGGUUGAAUUUGAAUAAGAAUCAUGUAUUGAUCGAACGAGAAAAGAGUUGUGCAUUUAUAAACGCUGAUGCAGAUCAUGGGCUCAGUAAAGGUUUUAAAAAUAAAAUACGGGUCCUCAAAAAUUA
Molecule: messenger RNA, 1198 nt
Organism: Drosophila eugracilis
Lineage: Eukaryota; Metazoa; Arthropoda; Insecta; Diptera; Drosophilidae
Gene: SrpRbeta
Product: signal recognition particle receptor subunit beta
Exons: 3
Coding region: 83-817 (244 amino acids)
Biological process (GO): Golgi to plasma membrane protein transport; intracellular protein transport; protein localization to organelle
Cellular component (GO): Golgi apparatus
Molecular function (GO): GTP binding
Source: RefSeq, a predicted model, not a curated record